Molecule: messenger RNA, 672 nt
Organism: Macrosiphum euphorbiae (potato aphid)
Lineage: Eukaryota; Metazoa; Arthropoda; Insecta; Hemiptera; Aphididae
Source: the annotation of a GenBank genome assembly
AUGGGCGUCGAAAAUAUAUUUCCAUAUACUGGUUUUACUGAAGAAAAUCUACGUGAAUAUUAUGAAAAUCCACCUGCUGGAAUUGAUUUACGAGUGUGGAAACAAUCUCAAGCAGAUAAUCCAAAUCCAGCAGUAUUCAUACCAGUGCCGAUUGUUGGUUUUUCAGAGUUAUGUUGGAAGUAUAAAUGUCAUAAUGAACAAGUUACAGUACAUAAGUUAACACUUAACAGCAUUGCAGACAGACUAUCAGAAUUAGCUAGGAAAAAAACAAGAGUAGAAUCUAAACUUGAACAAUAUACAGACAAAAUGGAUCAAUUAACACACAGGAUUGUUAAAGUAUUAGUAGGUCAAAUGGUCAUAUUAAAUGCAGGAAUGGCUCUUAGACCUGAAGAAGAAACAAUAAAGAAUCAAUUAGAAAUUUUAUACAAUGAUAUUAAUUCACCAUUAAGAUUCCAAGGAAAGUUAACCGAGAUUGCUACUCUUGUUCGAUUAAAAAAUUCAGAACUAUCAGAAGACUCGAAAAGUAAUUCGGGUUGUAUUCCGCAAGUAGCUGAAGAAAUUAAACAAUUCUUAGAACUUCAACAAACAAUGAUAUCCGAAAUGCAGACAGUAGUCAAAGAAGAUUUCAACGCUAUAAACUUAAUGAAAGAGUCAUUAAAAAAUGUAAGAUAG